UAGCAGUUUCGUAAUAGUAAGUAUGGCGGAUCUGCAGUCGAUGUCCACGAAUGUUGAGUAGGCACGCGCGCAGGUUUAGUUUUGAGUUACGAGGUUACGACUGGUUACGACUUGAACAUUUAUGACAUUACGCCGGUCCGAGUGGUCUACUGAUACUGCAAGACUCUACUUAUGGUAUAUGCUUUGUGUUGAUGUCAUUAUGGAUGCAUUUGACGCAGUUCUCGUCAAACAAGGAGCAGAAGCAAAGGUGUACAAAGGCACAUAUUUAGGAAAGCCCGCUAUAUUCAAGGAAAGAUUUGAAAAAAAGUACAGGCACCCUGACUUGGACCGGCUACUGACCCUUGAGCGCAUGCGAGCCGAAGCCCGCGCUUUGCGAAAGACCAGAGCGGCUGGUGUGCCGGUUCCGCCUGUGUACUUUAUUGACAUGACGUCGCGAAUCAUUGUGACAGGAUACAUCGAAAAUUCCGAGACAGUUCGUGAAAGGAUUGUUUCUCUGCAAUCGGAAGAACCAGCGGGCCGUGCGGAAAGCUUGGAGUUUCUUAUGGACAAAAUCGGCGAGGUUGUUGCACUUCUACAUAAGAACCACAUGGUUCACGGUGACCUCACCACUUCAAACUUGAUGGUGCAGCGUCGCGAAGCAGCAUCACCUCUAAUCUAUGUCAUCGAUUUUGGCUUGAGUUUUAUUAGCGAAACAGCUGAAGACAAAGGCGUCGACUUGUACGUUCUAGAAAGGGCAUUCUUGAGUGCUCACCCAGGAAUCGAAAGCUUCUUUCAAAGAUUCCUGGAUAGCUACUCAAGAAACUACCCACAAAAUGCUGCGAACAUCAGGAAGAAGUUCGAAGAUGUAAAACAGCGUGGAAGAAAGCGAACUAUGGUCGGUUGACCGUAAAUUUGCGCGCAAAGACGAAAUGUACCAGUAAAGGUGAUUUGGGAAG
Molecule: messenger RNA, 935 nt
Organism: Dermacentor silvarum
Lineage: Eukaryota; Metazoa; Arthropoda; Arachnida; Ixodida; Ixodidae
Gene: Prpk
Product: EKC/KEOPS complex subunit Tp53rkb
Exons: 1
Coding region: 122-883 (253 amino acids)
Biological process (GO): protein phosphorylation
Cellular component (GO): nucleus; cytosol; EKC/KEOPS complex
Molecular function (GO): protein serine/threonine kinase activity; ATP binding
Source: RefSeq, a predicted model, not a curated record